CCGCCAUCGCCAUCGCCGAGGAACUUCCUCCUCCCCGUUCGCUCUGCCCGACACUACCAUCUCCGGCAGCUGACCAUCUUCAUCCUCUCUGAUAUUCGCUCAGCCCGACGCCACCAUCUCCGGCACCGCGAGCAUCCGCCGGCCACUGCACCUCUCCUGCAUCUCCGUUCUUCUUGGAUUUGAAUCUUCCUUCAUUUGCUUGGGUUUGCUAUAUACUUCCUAUACUUUAUGAGAGGGCCGGACCUAUAGUGAGGGCCAAGAGGCGGUUGCCUCAGGGCCCAUAAAUUUUGUCAUUUUUGGGGGCCCGUAAAUUUUUUCCAAGCCCACCCCCAAUCAGCGCCUUCUGCAAACCCUGCUCCCUCUCUGGCUCUCUCGCUCUCGUCUCUCGGUCGGUAGCUAGAGAGGUCGCAUCUGUGGCUACUGGCUCUGGCUCUGGCUCUCUAACUCUUACUCUCGCUGGGUGACCGGGUCGCUCGCCUCUCUGCAUUGCCAUUGGGACACUUUGGUUCAAUCUUUAGUGUUGUGUUAUGUUCGGGUUCGAAUUCAAUACCAGUGGCAAAAAAAUUGUUUGGUUCAAUCUUUGGUGUUGUGUUCUUGUUCUUGGCAGGCAGGCAGUGGCCACUGGCCAGUGGGCAUCCCUUCAUACUCUAGAGACUAAGAGACUAGAGUGAAAAAAAUGGGGAAGUCUAAGGCUCCAUUGAAGAAGCAGCAACAGCGUGGUGUAGACUUCAAAAAAAUAAAACGAAAAGUUGGGCGGAAAUUGCCACCGCCAAAGAACGUGACAAACACUGAGAUCAAAUCCAAAGCUAUUGUUCUUCCUGAGCAGAGUGUAGCAUCUGAAAAGGCAGGUUUGGCAGUGAGCAAAAAGGGUUUGACUUUAAAAGAGCUUCUUCAGCAAACAUCUCAUCACAAUCCCAAAAUUCGGAAAGAUGCUUUGAUUGGCAUUAGGGAUAUAUUCCUUAAUUAUCCAACAGAAUUGAGGCUGCAUAAACUUGCUGUUAUAGAGAAAUUGCGUGAACGCAUCAGCGAUGAUGAUAAACUGGUUAGAGAAACACUAUAUCAACUUCUCAAAUCGGUUAUUUUCCCUGGCUGUAGAGAGGAUAAUCAGGGUCCUUUCAUUUCACUGAUGAUGGCAUAUAUUUUCAAUGCAAUGACACAUUUGUCAAUGGAUGUUCGACUGAUGGCUUUCAAAUUUUUUGACCUUGUUGUCCAGCACUAUCCAUCAUCCUUUCCCUUAUAUGCUGAAAAGAUUUUCCAAAACUAUGAAGAUAUAUUGCGAAAGAACCAGUUCCUUUUACGAGAAAAGGGCAAGCUUAAGAAUGUUCUUGGGGGGCUAGUUCACUGCCUAUUAUUGUUACCAAGUAAUAAGGGAGAUCAUGACUUGCCAGGUGGAAAGGAAGCUGCUGCUGAUGUUUUACAUGCUUUUGAGCCUGAAGCACUGGAAGAUCCUGCUGGAUUUUCAGUCAUCAAGAAGAAGCUAAAGGAGCUUGUGCCUGUUUUAGUUAGUUGUUUCCAAGAUUUUAUACAACUGGUUCACAGUAUGCCUCAUCUUGAUGCACAAUCAUUUGAUUGUAUGCAAUAUAUACUUCAGAGCCUAGAUCUUGUAGUCAGAUUCUUUACUUAUGCAAUCGACAACCCUCGGCAAGAGAUACAAGUGAGUGUGCCUCCUGAAGAACUGGAUACAGCCAUACAAGGUCAAGCUAUCGUGUUAUUAUUAUUAAAGAAGUUAUUUGAUUUGUUCCCCCUCAAUCCAACACAUUAUCUCUCAGGAAAGGAAGAUGGUAAAUAUUUUGUCUUGAACGUAAUGAUUACAGAGAUCUUUUUGCAUUCAAGUGACGGGCUGUGCCCUCCUGCUACAUUCUUCGAGAAGUUUCUUGAAUUCAUUGCAAGUGCUCUGUGUGGAGAGAUAUCCGUUGGCACACAGCCUGGUAAAGCUUUCCUGGAAAAGCACUUACUUUUACUCAUUCCUUUUACGCCAAAACUUGUGUUGCUAGUGGAGGGUGGUUGGAAGUCUCGUAUUCUGCAGGCUUUUACGAAGAUAUUCCAAAGUUGCCAUCCAGAGUCUUCACUAAAAUGGGCUUGCCUUUUGGCAGUUGAAGAAAUGCUAAUUCCUCAGAGGCUAGGCUUGCAGCACCUGGAUGCAUGUGAUCCAGAAGUGUUAGACUACCAGAUUACUUGGAUAAGAGAACUUCCUCUGUUGCUAAACUUGUUAGGUGACAAGCAUCCGUUACAUUCCAGGAAUGUCUUGAAUCUUCUACUUCGGAUUGGUCAAUGUGCUGCUUCCAAGACUUGCUUUGUACAGGAGUAUGACAACAUGCAGUACUCCUUUGCAGAAUUUUACUGCACAUGCAUGGAAGAAAGAAGUGUAUCUUAUGGUCCCUUUAUUAAGCUUGACAGAGAUGUCCAGGAGCUUUCUAUAUGUUGCCUUUAUUAUUUCUCUUAUGUGGAUUCCGUGUUACUCAAGUCGUUAGCUUGGUGCUGCUUAUAUGAUGGUUUGGAACCCUUUGUAAUCUUCCGGAUUGUAGAGAUUUUGCAUUCAGCCUAUAAAGUUGGACAUAUUCAGAUUGCUGACCACAUUAGUUUCUUCAUCACCUUACUCUCAGGCUUCAAAGUUUCUCCUGGAGUUUGCCAUGUAGGGAAGAGUUUUCCAGUCUUGGGGAAUGAUGAGAUCUCAAACCGGGGAACCUUUAAGUCGAUUACCAGUCUCGUCUGCUCUUGCAUGUUGCAGAUGGGUGAUGAUUACCUUGUUUUGCGGAUACUAGAAAAAGUAGUUCUCAGUCAGAUAUCACUGGAUCCAGCUUUAGACAAUUUAUGUGCUCUGCUCAGAGUGCUUGCUGCACUUGACUCUAGACCUACAAGACUCUCUCAACAGAGUAUUAUCAAUCUAAGUAAUUUGCUUCCAGUAUACUUGAUUGACGUUGUGUCUUGUUUUCCAGAAGAUACUGAUGAAUCUACUGGGCCAGUUGGUAGAAGUUCAAGCCAUUACUAUCUGCUCCCCUGCUUUUUCUUGUUUUACAGAAGUGACAAAAUUCUAAGAUUUGUUUUGAAGAAGCUGUGUUCGUUGGUGAUUGAAAAAAGGCUAUCACUCUCUUCUUGUGCACCUGAUCAUUCUAGUAGGAUAGCUGCAAUUGUUUCUCUCAUCCGCUUGAUGCAUCAGGAUGUUAAAAUCCGGAAAAUUCUCUCAUCUUGCAAGGCAGAGAUUGACUUGAUUUUACAGAACAUACUUACUAUACAGUCAUCUGAGCAAAUCAACAUCAUUGAAGAAAGGCACAAAAUACAGUCUGCAGUUGAUCAGUUAAAGGCCUUAAUGAGGACACUGUUCAGUGAGAGCUGGAAAUCUAAAUCUGCUUGUCUUGUCCAGAGUGCACUGAAGAAUGCUAUGCAUGAUGCAUCCAUGUCUGAAGAGGACUGAAAUUUGGGGUUUGGAUCAGCAGCGGUGAUUAACACUUUGGUCAGAGUUUUCAAAUGACCUUGGUGCGUGCUUUCCCAAUUUAAGGAAAUUCAAGAGGAACUUUGCAUCCCAACUUAGAGGGGAUUCCAGAUUGAAGGCUGCAGGUUUUACCCACAAAGAUCAGCCAACACUGUUGUAGUUGACUUCUGUUUUUUCCCCCCCUUUUUUUUCAUCCCAGAGGACUAGCUGUUACUAGGUUGUUGCUCACAAUAUUGCCCUUAGGGCGUCCUCUGCAUCGAUGUUGGGAGCUAAAGAUGGAAUAGACCCCGCCAAUAUGCUCAAUGUAUCGGCAGCAAUAUGAUGAGAAGCUAUAUUCUUCCUGGAACAAAAGGGUCAAAACCUUCCACAACCCAUGCUGGAUUCCUAGGCUUUCUUUUACCAUCAGUAUGUAAUGAUAAAGCACCGAUACUCCAGGACCAUGUAAGCCUGUUUAGUGGCACCAGUUGCUGCGACAGGACAAAUUAGUAGUUAUACCAAUGAACAAAGGCCAAUUGCUAGUCCCUAACAGUGGCAUCUGCAAUUUUGAACUAUGGAUGGUGCAGAUGAUCCCCUCUCAGCCCCUCUUCUUGUUGAGCCCCAACUGCUUGCUUUGUCUCUGUAUAGGAGACCAUUUUUUGAUGGGAAGUUCUGUAAAUACAGAAUUGAAUGGAAUGCUUAAUAAUUUAGUUGAAGUUAUGAGCAGUGUCAUAUGUUGUAGCCCUAAGAUUUUGCACAGAGGAUGUUAAUUUGCAUUUUGUCCAGUUUCAAGCAAGGGAA
This is a messenger RNA of Diospyros lotus (date-plum), 4207 nucleotides long. RefSeq lists its product as uncharacterized. Gene Ontology annotation, cellular component: nucleus. The transcript has 22 exons. NCBI's taxonomy places the organism in Eukaryota, Viridiplantae, Streptophyta, Magnoliopsida, Ericales, Ebenaceae. The record is from RefSeq and is a predicted model, not a curated record. Bases 677 to 3412 code for a protein of 911 amino acids.